Molecule: messenger RNA, 2154 nt
Organism: Vitis riparia (riverbank grape)
Lineage: Eukaryota; Viridiplantae; Streptophyta; Magnoliopsida; Vitales; Vitaceae
Product: metalloendoproteinase 5-MMP
Exons: 1
Coding region: 843-1964 (373 amino acids)
Biological process (GO): extracellular matrix organization; proteolysis; collagen catabolic process
Cellular component (GO): extracellular matrix
Molecular function (GO): zinc ion binding; metalloendopeptidase activity
Source: RefSeq, a predicted model, not a curated record
GGUCACCGUUUCACAACAGGCUAAACCAUCCCUACAUUCCAGAGGAUGGUUCAACUGUUUAACCUCUUUCGUUACCACAGCUAAGUGAUUCGGUGUCAGGUAAAACCCCCCAUGCACAAAGAAUCAUGGGAACUUCUCUGCUUUUUCCAUUCCUUGAGGACAACACUAAUUUUGUCCCGUGAAGCGAAGAGGUUGCUGGGCACCACAAUGGUGUCAUAGUCCCAGAGCUCCCUCAUGGGCCCAAGUCCGCACCAGGUCUACCAUUCAAAGGAAAGGAGCCAUGAUCAUGGAAAAUUCUAUUGGAUUAAUUUUGACUUGUUAUGCUGAAUUUUUUUCAUUGAUCUUUCCAAUUGACUUCUUGUACUCUUAUUAUAAAACUCAUCCAUAAACAAUUCAAUUUGAUUACGAUUCCUCUUUUCUAUUGUGGCGGGGACUUUUAUAGUUGUGUAGUUUCUUGAUGGUACCGAAAGAUUAGGACAGGCAACAUAGGGCCUUCGUAAGUCAUAAACUUGAAGGCCGUCGCAAGAGAGAGGGGGAGAGAUGCGCAGCCAAAGCAGCUCAACCCCCAACUUUGACCGUUAUUCCACCAAUCCCUUCUCUGCUCAGCCUCAGAACAUUAAAUCAACUAUAGUCUAACAAAUAAUGCCUCCCCACCCGUGUAAAACCCAACGGAGGAAACAUUCAAACUGAAAUUUCAACACGAUAUCAUUUGACCAAGACAUCAACAGCCACUGACGCUAGCCGGCCUUCUAGUACCUCCAAUCCUUGAUAAGUCCGCAUCCCUCAGGCCUUGAAAUUUUCAGCCAAUUUUCUAUCAAACCAAUCAUCCCCUCUUUCUCUGUAUGCUUUCAUCACACAAACAAACGAACAUGAGAUUUCAUGUUCUCUGUGCUGCAAUUUUUCUUCCCCUUCUCACGACAUCAGUCUCUGCGCGUUUCUUCCCAAAUGCACCAUCUAUGCCUCCGUCGUCACCGCCCAACGCCACCACGAGCGGCUGGGAUGCAUUCAAGAAGUUCGCUGGGUGUCAUGCUGGAGAUAAAGCCGACGGCUUAGCCAAGCUCAAAGAGUACUUCCACUACUUUGGCUACAUCCACAAUUCCAACUACACUGAUGACUUCGACGAUGCUUUUGAACAGGCUCUCAAGACUUAUCAACUCAAUUUCAAUCUCAAUACCACGGGACAACUCGACGAAGCCACCCUAAAUCAGAUUGUGAGUCCCAGAUGCGGCAAUGCUGACAUAGAAAACGGCUCCAGUUCCAUGAAUUCCGGUAAAUCCACGCCGUCGACCAGCGGCCAUUUCCACACCGUCGGUCACUACAGCUUCUUCGAUGGCAAGCCUGUCUGGCCGGAGUCAAAGCGUGAUCUGACGUACGGGUUUCUGCCAGACAAUCAGUUGUCGGACACCGUCAAGGCCGUGUUCACAAGCGCAUUUGAGCGGUGGGCGGCAGUAACGCCCUUGACUUUCACGGAAACUGAUUCGUAUUACUCCGCCGAUCUCAGGAUUGCAUUCUACACCGGAGACCACGGCGACGGAGAGCCUUUCGACGGAGUGUUGGGAACCCUAGCACACGCCUUCUCUCCUACGAACGGACGGUUCCACUUGGACGGAGAGGAGAAUUGGGUAGCUACAGGCGACGUCACAACAUCGUCUAUAUCUUCGGCGAUCGACCUGGAAUCCGUGGCGGUUCACGAGAUUGGGCAUCUGCUUGGGUUAGGGCACUCGUCGGUAGAAGAAGCGAUCAUGUACCCAACGAUCACCUCACGGACAAAGAAGGUGGAGCUUGCUAGUGAUGACAUUGAGGGGAUUCAGGAAUUGUAUGGCAGUAAUCCCAAUUACAAUGGUUCCUCUACGUCGCCGUCUCAGGAGAGCGAAACCACUAAUAAUAGCGGGGCCUACACUGCAGCUCCACGGUGGAGUUUUGGGAUCCUUUUGGCCGUUGGAUUUGGUUUGUUGAUGUUGUGAGCUUUGUAAUUAAUUUUUAUUUUUAUUUUUAUUUUAUUUUUAGAUAGAGUGGUAUACGCAUACACGUGUGAUGUAUGAGAGUUGAUUUUGUGUUCAUACAUGAUACAUUACAGUAUAUAUAUUAUUAUUCAGUGAUUUUUCAGAAGGAUUAUCAGCUUUCCUUACUGCAAAUAAAGUACAGGUUUAUGCA